Strongylus vulgaris is the source of this 765-nucleotide messenger RNA. NCBI's taxonomy places the organism in Eukaryota, Metazoa, Nematoda, Chromadorea, Rhabditida, Strongylidae. The record is from the annotation of a GenBank genome assembly.
AUGCCGCAAUGUACGAAUCAGGAAUGCAUUUCCGAUUGUAUAAAAGCAUGCUCAAAGCGUUGCGGAAUGCCCAAUGAAGUACAGACUGCUCCUGCUGUCGAGACAAGUCCGGCAGCUGACCCUUUGCCGACAUUUCUACCAGCCCCUAGUGCUCAGGCACAGCUACAGCCACAACCCGUGUUACCAGCUGUAACUGAACCGCAACCAUUACCCCAGCCAGUAGAAGUGGUCCAGCAGGCUCCAGCAGUUCAGCCGCCCCCCGCACUACCCGCACAGCCUGCAGUUCAGCCACAAGAAGCAGUAAUGACACAGCCAGUACCGCUUCCACAGUCGAAUGCGGUGGUCCAGCCACUUGCACACCCAGUUAUAACUCUCCCAUCUUCUCAAUCACUAACUCCAAUGAGUUGUACACCAACUUGCGAGCACACUUGUCAUAAGAUAUGUCCGACGAAAGUUUGUCUCAGAAUCUGCCUUCGUUCCUGUCCGAAUGUUUGCCAAAACUGUUGCUCACCGCUCUCCAUACCUAUAGUUCCGCGCCCAAUUGUUAUCACGUCACCACCUCUCCCUCCAAUGACUUUGACACCCACAUUAACACCAAUGACGACCUUAGCUCCACCGCCUCCACCAACACUUCCGUCUAGCAUCCUUCCGCCACAGCCAACACCUCUGCCACAACCCGUACCAUCCCCCGUACCUGGGCCACAAUCCGUGGCAGUACCAGCGCCUCACCCCAUUAUUCUCCAAGCAUCCCCUAUCGCUCCACUG